AUGGGAAAGCUUUUUAAUAUAUCAUUGGCGGUAUUUGCAGCCACUGGAUCGUUCCUUUUUGGUUACGAUGCAGGUGUUAUGACAGAUGUAAUAGCCUCCCAGAACUUCCUCACCUUCUUCAACACCACGCAAGAUUCUGCCAUUAUCGGUGCCAUCAACUCGACUUUCAAUGGCGGUGCUGUGUUCGGUGCCCUUCAGGGUGGUCUUACUAUGGAUCGAUAUGGUCGAAAGAUCACCAUUCUCAUCGGCGCAUUGAUCUGUCUCGUUGGAGCGAUAUUACAAACUGCUGCGCAGAACCUGGGAAUGAUUCUCGUGGGUCGUAUCUUCACAGGAUGGGCGGUCGGUUUACUGAGUAUGGCUGUACCGGUCUACAAUGCCGAGUGUGCGGAUCCAAAAAUUAGAGGAUUGAUUGUAGGGUUGAGUCAACAGAUGAUUGGAGUGGGCUUUAUCGUAUCAACUUGGGUAGGGUAUGGCUGCGGUGUUGCAUCCGAUGCUAGCGCAAUUCAAUGGCGAGUUCCACUCGCUGUACAAAUGAUUCCUUGCGUUAUCCUCGCAUCCGGUAUUAUGUUCUUUCCCGAAUCACCUCGUCAUCUCAUGGAAACCGAUCGUGAAGACGAAGCAUUGAGAAUUUUGAGAAAGCUACAUUUCACGGGCUCAAACGAUGAAUUCAUCGUGAAGGAGUUUAAUGAAAUCAAGCAAACAAUUGCGGCCGAAAAGGCAAUUACGGUACCGGGAUGGAGGAUCAUGUUUACAGUACCACAAUGGCGAACCAGAUUAGGUCAUGGAGUCGCGGUUCAGAUGUUUACUCAGUUCACUGGAAUCAAUGUUAUCGGGUACUACCAAAAUAUCAUGUACAAGUCAUUGGGAAUUACCGGGAGAAAAGCUUUACUCGUCUCAGGAAUCUAUAACUGCAUGGGACCUUUGGCCAAUCUCGUCUUCAUCACCUUCCUAAUCGACCGAGUCGGGCGCCGCAAGCCUCUCCUCUGGGGAACCGUCGGCAUCACUCUCGCCCUUGUCUGCCAAUCCAUAAUCAACAGCCGCAUUGAUCCAGAAAAUGCACAACAUGGACUUUCUAUCGCCGGUGUCUUUUUUAUCUUCUGCGUGACGGUUAUUUUUUCGCUAUCAUGGGGCCCUAUCUCCUGGGUCUACAUGUCCGAAGUAAUGCCCAUGCAAAUCCGUGCUCGUGGAAAUGCUUUUGCGACUGGAAUUGGAAAUUGGCUUGUCGCUACUUUCUGGGCGCAGAUCUCUCCCCAAGCAUUGAGUGCCUUGACGUGGAAAUUUUAUUUCUUGUUUGCCGCAUGGAAUGUAGUAAUAACCAUCCCCAUCGUCUUCCUCUUCUUCAAAGAAACCAAACAACUCUCCCUCGAAGAAAUCGAUCUUCUCUUCGGCGAACGUGCACUGGGUACCCUACCCGACGAUAUCUCAAAGAGAAUCGAGCAUCCAGGUGCUGUUGAGACUGAGCAUUACGAAAUGCAUGCUAAAGCUCAAGACCAGGUUUAG
Sclerotinia borealis F-4128 is the source of this 1500-nucleotide messenger RNA. The record is from the annotation of a GenBank genome assembly. Lineage: Eukaryota; Fungi; Ascomycota; Leotiomycetes; Helotiales; Sclerotiniaceae.